CAUAAUAUCCAGGAUGUGACGUCGCAAAGUCUCAAUGCCCUCACAAACAUGGCCGCGUACAGGAGCGUCGGUGUUGGAAGGAGUUUAUCUGCACUUUUAACGAGAUCGUAUCCUGUGUGCAGUUACCAUGGGACAGGGCUCACCAGACCACCCCUUCACAAAGUGGCCAGAAGUCCCAUUCCACAGCAAACAGCCGCUAUGUUUAUCAGAAACAUGUUUAUUCAGACCCAAGACACUCCGAACCCAAACAGCCUGAAGUUUCUUCCUGGGCAUAUGGUGCUGGAAGCAGGGACUAUGGACUUCGCUGGACCUAGAGAUGCUUAUUGUUCACCCUUGGCAAGGCAGUUGUUCAGAAUAGAUGGAGUCAAGAGUGUCUUCUUCGGUCCCGACUUCAUAACCAUUACUAAGGCUGAUGGUCAAACAGAGUGGAGAGUGAUCAAACCGGACGUCUUUGCCACCAUUAUGGACUUCUUCACCUCUGGACUUCCUGUUGUCAACGAGGCAGAUGCUCCACGUGCCGACACAGCUUCUUCUGAGGAUGACGAUGAGGUGGUGGCCAUGAUUAAAGAACUGCUGGACACACGCAUAAGGCCCACAGUGCAGGAGGAUGGUGGUGACGUGUUGUAUCGGGGUUUCGAGGAUGGUAUUGUAAAGCUGAAGCUGCAGGGUUCCUGCACCAGCUGUCCCAGCUCCAUCAUCACGCUGAAGAGCGGCAUCCAGAACAUGCUGCAGUUCUACGUUCCCGAGGUGGAAGGAGUCGAGCAGGUGAAGGAAGAGGAUGUGGAUGUCCUUUCUUCAUAAUAAAUUACCCAGCACCCCUCUUUCCCAUCAACGUCCAGUCAUGUAGAAGGAGUCUUGAGUUUAGUAGAGACUACUCAGUUACACAGCUGUAAGGAAAAUGGACAAAACGGUGUGUCCUCACACUCCUUUAAACAUAUAUUGGCUACAGACAUUGAUAUUAAGACAUCAGGUGUGCAGGAAAUGUUUUUAGCCUGCACUUUUGCGUAGACAAUGUUUGGUUGGUCAUCCAUAAUAUUUUAUAGAUUAUCACUCGUUGCACUGAUUAAAACAAAAAGCAGAAUUUCAUGUAUGUGUGAAUAAGCUGCAAUAUGCAUUUUCCCAGAUGCAUGUAAAUAUUUUCUUUAGAAAUCUCCUGGUUUCAUGUUUAAUGGAUUUUCAGGAAUCUUGAUUGUAUCAGAGCAAAGCAUCUGCUAAAUGAAUAAAUAUAACUGAAUUAUAUUAAAAGGACUUCAAAUAUGUUGAAAGACGUUUUGAUUAGUGGCUAUUCAAGAAAGACGUUUUGAUUACUGGCUACUCAAAAUGGCCCUUUAAUUAUUCAAAAUAUAUAUUUUUUUUAUUUACAGAAGAAAAUGUUACAUGUAGAAGUUAUUUGGUCUGUGGCUAGCCUCUUCUAAAGGAUCAAAUGCAUAAAUAUUAAUAAUAAAAAACAAAACAGGAAAUAUGAAUGAUAAAUGUUUAAAAAUGUUACAGUUCUGGUUUUGGCUUCUGAUUGGUCAAUACAGUGUUCCAGUGACUAUAAUGUGAACAGCUGUUCACCAAAUCACUGCAUAGCUCCCAUAGGGGAUUAUUGAUUUUGUUGCAUAGGAACAUUUUGAUAAGUUAGAAACUAUAUCCUCUAGAGGAGGGAUAACACUUAAUAAGUUUGCUUAUUAAAAGAAUACUCGAACAGAAAUGUGUGUUCUUGAUCUUAUUUAGCAAUUGUUUUAUACUUGUCUUUAUUUUAUUUGUAGCAUACUUUUAUCUAGGUGUCAUAUUCAUUGUGUGGCUCACAAGCGGGAUUGGACGAGCCAUUGUCCACAUUUUGUUUUCUUUCUUAACACCAUAAUGCAUUCUGAAGAAGACAGGAAUCAUCUUAUACAACUCCAUCUAACGAGAGAACAACUUAAGCGUUAAUAAUCCAAAAAAACUCCAGAGACAAUGUUCUUUUUCAGACUCACAAACCUGAGUUUCUUCUCACUCAUAUCAAUUGUACACAAUAUUGAAAGCAUCCUCACCUUCUCAAUCAGUGAGAAAACAGCAAUAAAAAUUAUGCGACAUAAUAACAUGACUCGAGCAUUACUGCCGGAUCGAGUGAGAUCAGGGCUGCGUUCAGCCCCAACAAAAAUGGUGCAAAAGGUUUUUUAAACAGAAACGGUGGUGUGUUGAACACCCUGUUCUGAUGACGCAAGAGUUGCA
Messenger RNA from Sinocyclocheilus anshuiensis, 2196 nucleotides. RefSeq names its product NFU1 iron-sulfur cluster scaffold homolog (S. cerevisiae) (gene nfu1). Bases 49 to 801 code for a protein of 250 amino acids. Gene Ontology annotation, cellular component: mitochondrion. The record is from RefSeq and is a predicted model, not a curated record. The transcript has 8 exons. Gene Ontology annotation, biological process: iron-sulfur cluster assembly. Gene Ontology annotation, molecular function: iron-sulfur cluster binding; iron ion binding. NCBI's taxonomy places the organism in Eukaryota, Metazoa, Chordata, Actinopteri, Cypriniformes, Cyprinidae.